Messenger RNA from Eimeria maxima, 227 nucleotides. RefSeq lists its product as hypothetical. Lineage: Eukaryota; Apicomplexa; Conoidasida; Eucoccidiorida; Eimeriidae. The transcript has a single exon. The record is from RefSeq and is a predicted model, not a curated record. The annotation marks the transcript as partial.
GUACAGGAGAAUAUCUAAGAAAGUUCAUGUUAUAUGUUCCUUUUCCUUGUGUUAAUGUUCUUAGUUUUGUUGUAAAUUCUCUUAAUUCUGCUAAUGGUACAUUUGCUAUUAUACAUUUUAUUCCUCCUCUUCCUCCUCCUCUUCCUCCUCCUUCUCCUAUUCCUAUUCCUAUUCCUUCUUCUUCUUCUCUUCCUCCUCCUCCUCCUGAUCCUAUUGAUGGGUUAUAA